This is a messenger RNA of Nilaparvata lugens (brown planthopper), 746 nucleotides long. RefSeq lists its product as uncharacterized. The coding region runs from base 438 to 746 and encodes 102 amino acids. The record is from RefSeq and is a predicted model, not a curated record. The transcript is spliced from 4 exons. Lineage: Eukaryota; Metazoa; Arthropoda; Insecta; Hemiptera; Delphacidae.
CUCAAAUCGGACGGAACCCCCUGCUACUCGAAGUCCAGAUAUUGUGAAUUCAUAGUUACGUGAUAGCGUGAUUCAGAUAAACGAGAUACGUGGUAACGGGGUUUGGAUAGGAGUAGGUAAUAACUGAAUAGUGAUGUCGAGAUUUUUUGUGGAUUGUGAAUAUAAUAUAGUUUCGUUAUAGCGAGUUUCGGAUAAAAACGGAAAUAGUUCCGAUAUACGUGUUAACGGGGUUUGGAUAAAAUCUUUUUCGAAAUUGUGUCUUGUUCUUUGUGUAGAGUGAUUCAAAAAGCUUCAAGUUAUCCAAGUUGAUGUGUAUCAUUUUUCACGUCGUUAGAACUGCUAUUUACUACUGCUGUGGAAAAUGUUAUAAAAAUGUUAAGUAGUGUGGUUAACAUCGGAAUUUGAACAAUUUUGGAUGCCAUUUUGUGUACGCCGAUAUGAUAGCCUUCCUGCUAAUUCAGCUGAUACAUCUUUCCACUAGCGCCACUCCCGAAACAGUGGAUACGAUCGAUUUGAACCUUCAUCAGCAUCUGGAUAUGCAUUCUGAUAUCCAAGUGACAGAAAUGGCGACAACGGAGGGAGUGAUUGGAGGUUACUUUGAAGGAAUACAUUACUCACAUCAGCCAUAUUUUGACAACUCAACUCAGAGAGAGAUUACAACCACUAUAGGACAGACUGCUCACCUGCCAUGUCGUGUUAGGAAUCUUGCCGAUAGAGCGGUGAGUUCUAUCAAAAGUCUUAUUUGA